Molecule: messenger RNA, 1367 nt
Organism: Notothenia coriiceps (black rockcod)
Lineage: Eukaryota; Metazoa; Chordata; Actinopteri; Perciformes; Nototheniidae
Product: tumor necrosis factor receptor superfamily member 26-like
Exons: 6
Coding region: 18-791 (257 amino acids)
Biological process (GO): negative regulation of apoptotic process
Cellular component (GO): external side of plasma membrane
Molecular function (GO): protein binding
Source: RefSeq, a predicted model, not a curated record
GAAGAGCAUUGGUCAUAAUGAUUUCUCUGAAACUUUCCUUGGCAGUAAUAUCUGCAUUAAGUUUUUGGACUAUAGAGCACGCUGCAGGCUGUGGGGAACGUCAGCGUCCGGUAGAUGGGCGAUGCUGUAAUGAGUGUCCUCCAGGUACAUAUAUGAAGGACUAUUGCACAGAGAAACAACAAACUGCCUGUAGACCCUGUGAGGAAGGUUUCUACUCAGACCAAUAUAACAUCUUCGACAGAUGUGAGGAAUGCCGAUCAUGCCUAUAUGAAUAUGCUGAGAAAUGUCAGAACACCGCAAAUGCAAACUGCUCGUGCCACAAUGGUUUCCUGUGCUCCAACAAUGUUUGUUCAGAGUGUCAGGAAAACAAAUGCGUCACGGGGGAAAAACCAAAGAAAACAGAGAUAGCCUUGGACGCCAAGAUGAUAAAUUAUAUGUAUCAGUGUGAGCUUUUAAAAGAAGAAAGUGCCAAUCUUACCAGUGAACUAAGUCCAGAGAGACGCAGAGAUGGUGUAGACUACGUUCAUGUGAUCCUUGGCAUCGGCUUUGUUCUGGUUUCUCUCACCCUCCUUGUGUUUCUCUCUAAUGCCUGUGUAAAGAACCUAAAGAAGUAUAGAGCACAUAACUAUCCUAAAGAGGUCUUAGCGGUGUCCAUCAACACGAGUGACACCCGCCUGUCGAAGGAGGAGAGUGGGAGCGUGCUCAUCAUGCAGGACGAAUCCAAGAACAACAGUAUUGGCCCCCUGUGUCUGGAAGAAGUCGGGUUGCAGUUUAUUCAGUCUGUUGGAUAAUAUAAUAUUGAUGUAAUUGUACAAAUCAUCUUGUUUGUUAUUAGCAGACAUUUACAUAUAAACCUGUUUGGGUUACAGAAGCACAUUUCCCGGUUUCCAUCAGCAGCAGGGAAGUGAAAGACCAGGAUUUGUCUUACGAACAGGUGAAGGUAUUAUAACUGGAAACCUUGUUCAAAAGUAUGUUAUUUAGAAGAACUAAGUUCAUAGGUCCGACAUUCAGCCGUUUUAAAGUGAGUUGUUCUUAUUUUGAAGGAUUUGUUUAAAAAACCUAACAAACCAAAAGGCUUAUGGCCAUACUAAUGGUAAUUUCUAAACAUUGCAUACUUGCAUUAAAGCAAAGUAUUAUAUAGGAUGUAUUAUACAGUUAAGUGUAUUCAGCUAAUAUAACACCAUAUACACCAAAGCAGACAGCAUCCUGGAAGCAAGACCUGUAGUUUGUGGUCGCAGAUGAUGAAUCUGUUACUUAUGUGUAAUGUAUUAUGUAUUUAUUUCCCUUUGUGAUUUUGUUUGUUAUGUAAUGUACAGUAUGCAUGUAUUCAUGCUGUGACAGCAGUAAAAUUAUAGUUUUAUUGUGUA